UGAGAAUGCUGUUGGCACCUGUGCUGAACUUAUAUUUGCUCCUAUCGAUGCCUCUUUUGCUGAUGAUGCACCUCUUUUGCCUUCUGGUUUUCGCAUCAUUCCUCUUGAUUCUGGCAAGGAAGCUUCCAGUCCAAAUCGUACCUUUGACCUUGCUUCUGCUCUCGAGAUUGGACUGGCUGGAAAUAAAGCAUCUAAUGAUUAUACUUCUAAUGGUGGCAGUACAAGAUCUGUGAUGACAAUAGCAUUUGAAUUUGCAUUUGAAGGUGUUAUUUGGGAGUAGAGCUUCUCAAGUCUGGCAGUGAAGGAAGUGAAACCACCCUCAAAACCCUUUGGCAUCACACAGAUGCUAUUAUGUGCUGCUCUUUAAAGGCAUUGCCAGUUUUCACCUUUGCUAACCAGGCUGGUCUUGACAUGCUUGAGACAACCUUGGUCGCCCUUCAAGACAUUACUUUGGAGAAGAUAUUUGAUGAUCAUGGAAGAAAAACUCUCUGCUCUGAGUUUCCACAAAUUAUGCAACAGGCAAAGAAGAAAAUGGUUGAAUUAGUACAUAAAAUCAUCGAAGCGAAAAGGAAGAACAGAGGCAGAGCAAAAGUUGCAAAAGAUGUAGCUGAUGUUUUGCUGAAUGAUGCAAGUGAAGAGCUAAAUGAUUAUCUAAUUUCAGAUGUUUUUAAUAUAAGCCAUAUUAGUGUGCUUUUUAUUCCUUUUUAAUUUUUUUGGGCAAAUUACACUUCUUGACC
Molecule: messenger RNA, 737 nt
Organism: Camellia sinensis
Lineage: Eukaryota; Viridiplantae; Streptophyta; Magnoliopsida; Ericales; Theaceae
Source: RefSeq, a predicted model, not a curated record